Pristis pectinata (smalltooth sawfish) is the source of this 4270-nucleotide messenger RNA. RefSeq names its product annexin A7-like. Gene Ontology annotation, molecular function: calcium-dependent phospholipid binding; calcium ion binding. The record is from RefSeq and is a predicted model, not a curated record. Gene Ontology annotation, cellular component: cytoplasm. Lineage: Eukaryota; Metazoa; Chordata; Chondrichthyes; Rhinopristiformes; Pristidae. Bases 251 to 1978 code for a protein of 575 amino acids. The transcript is spliced from 13 exons.
CCCUGCAUUGCAUUGCACUGCCCUGUACUGCACUGACCCUGCAUUGCACUGGCCCUGCAUUGCACUGACCCUGCAUUGCACUGGCCCUGCAUGCUCUGCUCUGCGGCAACUGGGUGUGCGGGCGGGGCCGGCGAGCACUCGGAAGCCGGAAGUGUUGCAGUUCCCCGAGAGUGCGGAUCGGGCGGCGCCGGACACCAGAAGCUGUGGAAUAUUGACUAGGCAUCUUAGGCUUUCCGUCCAACCAUCCAGAAUGUCUUACCCUGGCUAUCCAGCCUAUCCUCAAUCAGACGGGCAGUCUGCGUAUCCCCAAGCUGGUGGUGGGCAGUACCCCUACCCCGGCGGAGCUGGCGCGGCCUACCCAGCGGCUGGAGGCACUGUCUACCCGCCAGGAGCAGGUGGAGCCUACCCACCUGCGGCAGGUGGGGCCUACCCUGCAGCCGGUGGUGGGGCCUACCCUGCAGCCGGUGGUGGGGGCUACCCCCAGGCACCAGGAGGGGGCUACCCCCAGGCACCAGGAGGGGGCUACCCCCAGGCACCAGGAGGGGGCUACCCCCAGGCACCAGGAGGAGGUUACCCACAGGCACCAGGAGGGGGUUACCCCCAGGCACCAGGUGGGGGAUACCCCCAGGCACCAGGUGGGGGUUAUCCCCAGGCACCAGGUGGGGGUUAUCCCCAGGCACCAGGAGGGGGUUACCCCCAGGGUGCUGGGGGUACGUAUCCAGCAGCGUCUUCAGGUGGAUACCCUGCACCUCCAGGUAACCAGCCCGGAUGGGGGACUGGUGGAUCGGGAUAUCCCUCCUAUCCUGCAGGUCCGGGGGGUGCUGCCCCUGCCCCUGCCCCUGGCUAUGGAGCUCCUGGCUAUGGAGGAUGUCCUCAGCCUGCUGGCCAAAGCUACUCGGGAGGUGGUUCCCCAGCUUCAGGUGGGUAUCCGUCUGGACCAAUGCCUGGUGCAGGAGGUGUUCCAACUGGCCCAAACCCAACUCCUUCGCAGCCUUCAAUGCCAAACAUAGGAGGCUUGUCAAUUGGAGGUGGGACGCAGGGCACCAUCAAACCAGUUGCCAACUUCAACCCGCAGAGUGAUGCUGAAAUUCUGCGACAAGCCAUGAAGGGAGCUGGGACCAAUGAGCAAGCAAUAAUCGACGUGGUCGCCAAUCGCUCCAAUGACCAAAGACAGAAGAUUAAGUUAGCAUUCAAGACCUUGUAUGGCAAAGAUUUGAUCAAAGACCUGAAAUCAGAACUCAGUGGAAACAUGGAGGAAAUCAUUAUCGCCCUGUUCAAGCCCACCACCUACUAUGAUGCUUGGAGUCUGAGGAAGGCGAUGGAGGGAGCUGGAACACAAGAUCGGGUGCUCAUCGAAAUUCUCUGUACCAGGAACAAUCAGGAGAUCAGGGAGAUUGUACGCUGUUAUAAGGAGGAGCUAGGAAGAGAUUUGGAGAAGGAUUUGAAGAAAGACACCAGUGGGCAUUUCAAGAGGUUGCUUAUCUCGAUGUCACAGGGCAACCGUGAUGAGACCCAGACGGUGGACAUGCAGAAAGCGACGGCAGAUGCAGAGAGGCUGUUCCGUGCCGGGGAAGGGAAGCUGGGCACCGACGAGUCCACCUUCAACAUGAUUCUGGCAACCCGAAGCUUCCCCCAGCUCAAGGCGACCAUUCAAGAGUACGGGAGGCUGGCCAACCGUGAGCUGCUGAAGGCCAUUGACCGGGAGUUCUCAGGAGAUGUCUGUGACGGGAUGCAGGCCAUUGUGCAAUGUGUCGUCAACCGUCCUGCCUUCUUUGCUGAAAAACUCUACAAGUCCAUGAAGGGACUGGGGACCAGUGACUCCACUCUCAUCCGAGUCAUUGUCACUCGCAGUGAGGUUGACCUUGUCCAGAUCAAGCAGGCGUUUUGGGAGAAGUACCAGAAGAGUUUGCGUAUGAUGGUGGAGAGUGACACCAGCGGAGACUACAAGCGCAUGCUCCUGGCCAUCAUCGGGAACUAAACAUCAAACACAAGAGCUCCUGUGUGCCUAGUUAAUGAAGUCCACCUUGAAUCCAUUACUUGAAGGAGAAUGAGACAAUAUCCCUUUUCACCAUCGUACACAGUAUAAAUUUAUACUGGAGUUAAAAAUCCCAACUAGACAAAGUGAUUUAUUUUGCCCCACCAGGAAGUGGAUCUGACAGAGAUUGGCAGCCCUGACGCACCAGCUGCCAAUGGUCACUUCUGUUAAUGCAGGAAAAAGAUCUUCUUUUGAAAUAGGUUCGUGGGUUGCAGCUUGGAAUUUAUCAGGAAGAUAUUCCAGUUUCCUGUCUCAGCCCAAUGGAAGUUGAUCAGGCAGCAACCGCUGAGUAAUGAUUGUGCCUUUAAGUAAAUAAUUCACUGAUCAGUUCAAUGAUUCAAUGGUUUUAGUUGAUUGUGCUAAAGCUCACAUUCUGUCCCACAAACUGUCCGUCACUGAAGAGGUUAAUCUGGAUUUUAAUAUUCUGAAUCUGCAGAAUUCCCCUCCCUCAUUUUGUACUGUCCCGUCCUAGACACUAACAGUUCUCAGUACUUUCUCCAUCAAUGCAGAUCUCACACAAGGAAAGGUUUUCUACUUUUGCCCAGUCCAAUCAGUGCAUGAUGUUAAUAGUGAGAUUUUUUUUAUGGUCCUUGUGAGAAGAAAUAUUGUCUGGUCUCUGUAGAGUCACAAUGUUUUUAAGUUGGGAUAUUCUGCCCCAGGAGUCCAUUGAUAUUUUUUUUGUUUAAAGUCACUGCAUAGUUGCCUUGAAACCUGUGUGUCCUGAAAAUCUGAAUGUUGAAAGAUUGCAGCUGUUCUCACUGAAAUACUUAAUGCCUGACGUGUGUGUGUGUUCCCUCUAAGGGGAUUACAGUGUGAUCUCACUGGUCUGGGAAGAAGGCGAACUCCUUAUGUGGAAAGGUUCCUUUCACUCUAGCUCCCCAAACCAUCCCAGUGAGAUUAUGCAUAACAGUGAGAACUGCUCACGCUUUGCCAAAGUCUCUCCAAGGAAACGUUCCCUACCACCCCCAGAGUAUCCAAUCCACUGCUUUAUGCUGCACACACAUCCUGCAACGUGACAUCACUUUAAGUAUAUCUAAAGCCAUAUAUUCCUCUGCUAAACUAUAGCCAGUAUAUUCAGUGCCUGCUUCAUUCCUUGUAAAGGAAAUGCAAAUUAAAUGUUUAUAUUUGUAGUAUAGAAUAUAAGAAUGAUAAACUUUGUCUCUGCACUUUGGUUGUUACUACAGCUGCAUCCUUUUUAGUGAAAUAAGCUCAGAUCGUUGUUUGCUAGAGCUGAUUAACAAAUUUGCCAUGAAUUAAUAAUUUUCUUUCAACUGAUUAAUAUUUAUGAAUUUCCAUAACUCACUUGUGACGUUUCUGGCCCUCGUUUUACAGAGUUUUAAUUCUUCCAUUUAUUGACUGUCUUGUAAUCCCCACCCCCACAGCUUGAGUUGUUACCUCCAGUAGUAAAACUUCACAGAUCGGCAGUCAAUCUUCCACCUGAACCCUUCCGAAACCUGGUCAACAGCUCUGGGCUCAGCUGACUGCCCUGGGAAGUCCCAGUGAUCCAAAUUGGAAAUGGAUAUUCUGUGCGAGGCCCUGAGCUCUGUCCCAGGUAGUGAAGAUCAUAGAAGAAACUCGCCUGCAAAGCCUGCUUUAAUCAGCAAACACAACUCACUGACAGUGAGAACAAACUCUUCUGUACUUAUGCAAAGGGCUGGAACAGCCAGGAGAACUUUGGGCUGCUCCGUAUACAGCAGACUGCUCUCUGCUGGGCUAUCCUGUUCACUAUAAAGAAAGCAGAGCUGUUCACUGUACCCCCACCCCAACCCCAGGAAAUGUCCUUGGAGCUCAGGGUUGUUUUCCAGUGACCUCCACUGGAAAAGCACAUGGACGUUAGGCAAGGCCAGUGCUUGGCUGGGAAGUGAUGCAGUCCGUGGUAGAAGUGUAUACAAUCAAUGUUAAGAAAUUAAGCCCACAUUCCUGAACCUAGAUGUUGAAACUACAGCUUUCAGCAGCCCUGAACUGCAAGCCUUGUUAAAUAUGUACAAUGCAUCAUCUCAAUUUAUCAUUGUCCAAAUUUAUUGAAUUGUUGACCUACUAUUUUAUAAUUACGUACUGACAUUGACAGUGACAACUAUGCAUGUUUAGAAAAAACUCAAUAUUGGUAAAAAAAAAUGGAAUAUUGUAAAUGGUGCAGUAAUGAGAAACACAAAGAACUUCUGUGGUUUCUGUAGGUUGUUUCUUGGUGGGUUUUGCCAAUAAUUACACAUAAAAUAAAAAUAUAACAUUUCAAAA